AUGGCGACAUCGACGGCACCAUCGAGCUUUACGCUGCCCGGCUCUGAGCCACCGGUGGCCGUCCAGUUGACGCCAGACAUCUCCCAGGCGCAGCUACUGUCGUUCCCGGCAUUUAAGAUCUGGCUGUCGACUCUACGUCAUUCGCUGUCGCGGCAAAGCAACGCUUCCCACGAGUUCCACGUCAAACCAUACGCGCUCCGAGGCAUCACCGUCCAGGCCGUCGACUACUUUGGCGCAAAGAAGCUGGGAUUCAUCAAGUUCAAGGCAGAUGUGUCUACGGACGAUGGGGACAGGCUGCCGGGGAGCGUCUUUCUCAGAGGUGGCAGCGUCGGCAUGCUGCUCAUCCUCCAGCCAGACGAUCUCCCAGCCUCUUCUAACGAUGAGAAACACGUCGUUCUUACCGUCCAGCCACGUAUACCGGCAGGAUCACUUACCUUCACGGAGCUACCGGCCGGCAUGAUCGACGAACACGGAUCCUUCGCUGGAGCAGCAGCAAAAGAAAUCCAUGAGGAGACGGGGCUUACCAUCAAGCAAGACGAACUCGUCGACAUGAGCUCACUUACUCUGCUCAACAAGGACAAGGAUACGGAUCAGGAUGAAACUUUGCAGAAUGCUGUCUACCCGUCUCCAGGAGGAUGUGACGAAUUCGUUCCGCUCUUCCUGUGUGAGAAACGCCUGCCCAGAAAAGACAUACAACAGAUGCAAGGGAAGCUUACUGGCCUGCGGAAAGAAGGCGAGAUGAUUACGCUUAAGCUGGUGCCUCUGUCUAGACUGUGGCAGGAGGCUGCUCGAGAUGCAAAGGCCUUGUCGGCCUGGGCGUUAUACCAGGGACUAAAGCAAGAUGGUCGACUGUGA
Trichophyton verrucosum HKI 0517 is the source of this 855-nucleotide messenger RNA. RefSeq lists its product as uncharacterized. NCBI's taxonomy places the organism in Eukaryota, Fungi, Ascomycota, Eurotiomycetes, Onygenales, Arthrodermataceae. Bases 1 to 855 code for a protein of 284 amino acids. The transcript has 2 exons. Gene Ontology annotation, biological process: ribose phosphate metabolic process; nucleoside phosphate metabolic process. The record is from RefSeq and is a predicted model, not a curated record. Gene Ontology annotation, molecular function: ADP-glucose pyrophosphatase activity; ADP-ribose pyrophosphatase activity.